CAAAGUUUCACAAGUUUUCAAAGUAAAAAAAAGUUUUUCUUGGUUUUUCGUUGAUAUUUUACGAUAAAUGUGGUAAACGGUAAACCUAAACAAAAACAAUGAAAGUUAAAGUAAUUAGCCGUUCCGCUGACGACUAUUUACGUGAGAAAAAAACCGAUAUACAUAAAGUUUUCAGAAACUACGACCCUGCAUUGCACCCGUUCGAAGCAGCGAGAGAAUACACCCGUGCCCUAAAUGCAGUUAAACUCGAAAAAGUCUUUGCGAAACCAUUCUUGGGCAAUUUAGAUGGUCACAGAGACAGUGUCUCGUGUAUAGCGAAACACCCGAAACGCCUCUCAACCAUUGUUAGUGGAGCGUUCGACGGUGAAGUAAGAGUAUGGGACAUUCCUCAAAGAACUUGUGAGAGGGAGUUUGUGGCCCAUAAUGGUAUAGUUAGAGGUAUUGUUUAUACUCCAAAAGGUGAACAUUUUAUUACUGUUGGUGAUGAUAAAACUAUUAAGACUUGGAAAGCUUUGACGCCGCAGUUUGGCGAAGAUGAUGCACCAAUAAAUACAGUUUUAAGUAAAAGUGUUAUCACUUCAAUAAGCCAUCACAGAAAGAGUCCAAUUUUUGCUACUACAGGAGAAAUAGUUCAAUUAUGGGAAGAGUCCAGAAAUGAGCCGUUGCGCACCUAUCAAUGGGGCGUUGACAGUCUUCACGAUGUAGCCUUUAAUAUGGUUGAACAGAAUGUUUUUGGGGCUUGUGCUAGUGAUAGAAGCAUUAUUUUAUACGACAUGAGAGAUCAUGGGCCUUUGAGGAAAGUCGUUAUGAAAUUAAGGCCCAAUAAGUUAGCAUGGAAUCCUAUGGAAGCAUUUACCUUCACUGUUGCAAGCGAGGACUACAAUCUUUAUACAUUUGAUACAAGAAACCUGAAAAAACCUGUUAACAUUCACAUGGAUCAUGUGGAAGCUGUAACUUUUGUUGACUACUCACCAACAGGAAAGGAAUUUGUGUCAGGCAGUUAUGAUAAAACAAUAAGAAUUUUUGAUGGCGGACAUGGACAUUCAAGAGAAGUUUAUCAUACUAAGAGAAUGCAAAGGUUGACUUGUGUAAAUUGGACUCUGGAUAACAAGUUUAUCAUUAGCGGUUCAGAUGAGAUGAAUAUUAGGAUUUGGAAGGCUAGGGCUUCAGAAAAAUUAGGACCUUUGAGACCAAGAGAAAGAACUGCUUUGAGAUACGCUGAAGCAUUGAAAGAAAAAUUCGCUAGUCAUCCUCAAAUUAAACGGAUCAGCAGGCACAGGCAUGUGCCAAGGCAUAUUUACAAUGCUCAAAGGGAGUUGAGGACGAUUAAAGAUAAGCAGAAGAAGAAGGAGAGCAACAAGAGGGCGCACUCCAAGAAAGGUGAAGUGCCUUACCAGCCGGAGAGAGAGAAACAUAUUAUUAAAGAAGUUCAUUGAGAAUAAUUCUAAUAAAAUCUGGUUAUUUUGUAAUAAUAAUUAUUUUGUGUUUUGAUUUUGAACAAUUUUUAAUAUUACCACUUUUGACAGGGGUGCAAGAAAGUUUCCUAAUACAGCAUACAUUUAUCAGUUGUAAUUCAUGAGCUGCAUAUUAGGUAUACUAUUCUGAAUUACAUAUUCCAUUAAAUUUAC
Messenger RNA from Ceutorhynchus assimilis (cabbage seed weevil), 1628 nucleotides. The record is from the annotation of a GenBank genome assembly. NCBI's taxonomy places the organism in Eukaryota, Metazoa, Arthropoda, Insecta, Coleoptera, Curculionidae.